GAUAAGUACAUACAAUUAAAUUAUUUCUUUCUUUCAACAAAUAUGUAUGUAUUUGCCACAUAUUUAUUUACUAUUGCAUUAAUAAAAUGAGUGGCGUGUAAAUGUUCACACCCGGCAUAGGCUACUGGCGGGUAGUCCAGGCGGCGGGGAGUCUGUAGCUAGCGGCUCCAGUUAUUGUAGGCUCUCCAUCGAUCGGGCGUCCAGCCGAGUCCCUUGAGGUUUACAAGGCUUUCACAUACUCGUAUCUGUCCGCGUGCUUUAGAGAUGCUGCAUUAGGCUUCGUUACAGCAUCACGUCCAAUCCACUCCAAGCAUCAUAAGCGAAGGAGAGAACAGUUGAAACAAGCGCACACCCACUCACUAAAAAACAUCCGCGCUCUGCCUCUUCUGCCACUGUCAAAUCUCGGAGACCCGGUGUUGGUUCGAAGUUGGAGCUUCGUUUUAUUGAGUACAAACAGAACUCUUGGAAACGCUUCUGACAGACAUCAUGUGAGAUGGGCCAGGCGUGCGGACACUCGCUGCUGUGCCGUAGCCAGCAGUACCGACCAGCAGCAUCAGAGAUAAGGGGACAGCAGGUGUUCCUGAGGGUGGAGGAGCCACGGUCACAUCCAGACUCUCUGCAGGAUGCCCUGCUCAAGCUGGCCUCUGCGACGGAGAGCGGUUCUUUGCGAGACGCUAUCAAAGAUGCGCUUCAGGCUGUGCUUUCCAAAGUGGAAGAUGUUUUUAUCUACCUUCUGAAUGUGGAAAGUGGUCAUCUGCUGUGUGAGUCCCUGCACCAUGAGUUGCUUACUGAAGAAAAAGUCAGAGAUGUUAUCACGCUGCAGCAGAGGGUUCAGUGUGAUGGUCUGUCUCCAUUAAAGCUGCAGGAUGGGGAGGGGAGUAGCCUGGCAUCACCUCUGCCACCUGACAAACAAGUGCUGAUUAUUCCACUCAUGGACCAGGACCAAAGCAAAGUCAUUGCCCUGCUUUUGGUGUGCUGCAAACAUCUGACUGAAGUAGAGGAGCAAAAACUGGACAUCCUGGAGAAACAUGUCACUGUGGCCUGCAGGAGGGUCCAGCAGUUGCAGAGGGGUGCUCAGACUCCACUCAGAUCUCCCGGCCCAUUCGUCAGGCAGUCCGAGAAUUCCCUGACCACACCAGAGACAAUCAAGCCUGAUGGGAACUACAGCGAACUUGACUGCAAGAUCCUGCAGCUGUGCGGAGAGCUGUAUGACCUGGAUGCUUCCUCACUCCAGCUAAAGGUCAUCCACUAUCUGCAACAGGAGACACAAUCACUUUGCUGUUGUCUGCUGCUUGUGUCCGAGGACAACCAACAGCUCUUCUGUCAGGUAGUGGGAGACAAGGUGCUGGAGGAAGAAAUCUGCUUUCCUUUAACAUUUGGCCACCUCGGGCAGGCAGUGGAGAAGAAGAAAUCCAUCACUUUACAAGAAGUCAGUCCAGAGGAGCACCAGCAGCUGAACAGCAUGCUGGGAUUUGAGGCGAGCUUGAUGCUGUGCGUGCCCGUCGUGAGCCGAGCCACCUCCCUGGUCGUGGCCCUCGCCUGUGCAUUCAACAAGAGGGGUGGAGAGAAGUACUCUCAGAUGGAUGAGUGGAAGAUCCAACACUGUUUUCGCUACACAUCUUCAGUGCUAACCAGCACAUUGGCCUUUCAGAAAGAGCAGAAACUCAAGUCGGAGUGCCAGGCAUUGCUGCAGGUUGCCAAAAACCUCUUCACACACCUUGACGAUGUGUCCGUGUUGCUGCAAGAGAUCAUUGUGGAAGCGCGAAACCUCAGCAAUGCAGAGAUCUGUUCCGUUUUCCUCCUGGACCGUGUCAGUCAUGAGUUGGUCGCCAAGGUGUUUGAUGGUGGUCUUGUGAAUGAAGACGAGAAGGAGUUUCGGAUCCCUGCCGACCAGGGAAUCGCUGGACAUGUGGCCACCACAGGGAAGAUCCUAAACAUAAAAGAUGCCUACUCACACCCGCUCUUCUACCGGGGCGUGGAUGACAGCACAGGGUUCCACACCCGGAACAUUCUCUGUUUCCCUAUAAAAGAUGAGAACAAUGAGGUCAUUGGAGUGGCUGAGCUUGUCAACAAGACCAAUGGUCCAUGGUUUAACCGCUUUGAUGAAGACUUGGCUACGGCCUUCUCCAUAUAUUGUGGUAUCAGUAUUGCUCAUUCUCUGUUGUACAAGAAGGUCCAUGAGGCCCAGUUUCGAAGUCACCUUGCUAAUGAAAUGAUGAUGUACCACAUGAAGGUGUCAGAAGAGGAAGUGACCAAGCUGCUGUCCACUGGGUUUGAGAUGCAUCCCUGUUUUGCUGAGUUCAGCUACACGCCACGCUCACUGCCAGAUGAGAGCACACCCCUGGGUAUUCUCAGCAUGUUUGAGGACAUGGGUUUCAUCAGCACCUACAAGAUCAACAUGCACACUCUGGCCAGGUUCUGUCUGAUGGUGAAGAAGGGCUACAGAGACCCCCCAUACCACAACUGGAUGCACGCCUUCUCUGUCUCACACUUCUGCUAUCUGCUCUGCAAGAACCUGCAGCUCAGCAACUACCUGGAUGACAUUGAGAUUUUUGCCCUCUUCGUGUCCUGCAUGUGUCAUGACCUGGAUCACAGAGGAACCAACAACUCCUUUCAGGUGGCAUCGCAAUCUGUAUUGGCUGGCCUGUAUAGUUCAGAGGGUUCCGUCAUGGAGAGACACCACUUUGCACAAGCAAUUGCUAUCCUCAACACCCAGGGCUGCAACAUCUUUGACAAAUUCUCAAGAAAGGAUUACCAGAGAAUGCUGGACUUAAUGAGGGACAUCAUUCUGGCUACAGAUCUUGCUCAUCACCUGCGCAUUUUCCAGGACCUGCAGAAAGUGGCUGAAGAGGGCUACAACCCAAAGAACCGUCACCACCACAGCCUCCUGCUCUGCUUGCUCAUGACCUCCUGCGACCUCUCCGACCAGACCAAGGACUGGAAGACGACCAGGAAGAUUGCAGAACUUAUUUACAAGGAAUUCUUUUCUCAAGGGGACCUGGAAAAGGCUAUGGGGAACCGCCCCAGUGAGAUGAUGGACAGGGAGAAGGCAUAUAUUCCUGAGCUGCAGACAAGCUUCAUGGAGCAUAUUGCUAUGCCCAUCUACAAGCUCCUCCAGGACAUUUUCCCCAGGUCGGCAGAGCUUUACGAGAGGGUGGCGGCCAACUGCGAGCAGUGGACCAAGGUUUCCCACAAGUUCAACAUUCGCGGAUUGCCUAGCAACAACUCGCUGGAUUUCCUGGAUGAGGAGUGCGAGCAGAUGCAGGAGCAGGAGGGCAGAGAUGGUCCGCGGGCAAACGGCUUCACAGAGAAUGAAGGGGACACACAGACCCCGUGACCAACAUGCGCACAAAGACAUCAUAAAAUAUGUAUGUGCAGCAAUCUGUAGCGGCAUACAUUUGUGACAGAGAGAGAGACAGUUUCCAUUAACCGCACAGACAUUUUGGAGCCACAGUAGUGCUAAUAGCAGAAUGUUGUUGCAGUCAUUGAAAGUGGGUUGCCUGGAGGCACUGCGCUAAGAUACAGGCAUCUGUGAAAUAUUUUCUACAAACACCCUGUGAAUACUGUUCAUCAAUGUUUACUUUAACAGGAAUAAUUCUAUGUGCUCUGACAAACUGUGGUGAAAACUUGUUGACUUUAAUGCUAAUUCUAGUGCGGUGAGUACAACCUGUUCAAUAUUUUAAAUUAAGAAAAUAUGCUGCAUGUAGGUUAUUUGUAUUUUAUGUUUCAUCUAGGGGAUACAUUUUGAACACCACCUUCUCAUUUCAUUUUACUUUUCAUUAAGUUCUUUUGCAAAAAGUACAUUUGUCAGUUUUGAUAUUGAUCUAGUACUCUUAAAGGUAUGGCAUGUAAGUUUGUUUUAGAACACUUUUGUUCAGAUUUGAUUAUAUUUCCGUAUAUCUAGUCGGAAAGCCUCAGGCACUGAAAUCGGCCAUUCAAAAUUUCACUGCGCCAGAAUCUUAACAACCAAUCAGGACAGCUCUCUGCAAGGAGGCUUCCCUACCUGCCUGUCAAUCCUGUUGUGCAAUCACAGUGCUGCCAGAGCAGGCAGGAUGGGGCUACACAGAUAAGAGCAGAGCAGAGAUAGUGCAGAGAUAGUGCUAAAGCUAGCUAGCUAGUAGAAAACGAUAGAUUGAGAUAUAUCUGAUGCAAACAGAAAUAAAUCUAGCUCUCUCUUGCCCAUUUCUCUAAGCUUACACACUGCACCUUUUAAAUGAGACAGUGUGACAAUCAAGCAUCUGUAUUUCAUUCUUUUUACUCCAACAUUUGUGCUGCAUGUGUAGGCCUACUUUUUCUCUCAUGCCUAUCAUGCACACAAAAACCUAUAAAAUGCUGAUACAAAGAUGUUGGGAUUUUGUUAAUGGACAACCCUUGGCAUUAUAACUAGUUUAGUAAAGAACAUUUCAACAUGAAAGUACUCUACAUCAAUUUUAUAAAUCAUUUUAAAGUGGAUUGCUUUUUUUGUGAUUACAUAAUCAUACUGAAAGAAUAUGAUUGUGACAGAAUAUGACUAAGUCCCUUUAAGAACAUUGAAUUAUCAUAAUAACAACUUUGGGGUGUUUAUGUAAUGCCCACACUAUUCUUUGACUGUUAAAUACAUUUAAAAUACACACACAGUAAGACAGGAUAUCAGGGUGAGGAAAUAGUGCUCUUAUCUAGCAAUGCAAAUGUCUGUAGAUUUGAUGAAAGUGGUUGUAAAUAUAUUUUUUGAUGACGGCUGUAGGCUCUGUCAUUCUGAAGUCAAUCUUACAUUAUGUAUGGAAUAUUGGCUUGCCUUACCAUGUCUGACCUGCCUUUGGAUUGAAAGACUCUGUGUUUGUAUAUAUUUGCAUUGGUACAGUAUAUGUUGUUUAACAUUGACUGGAGAAAAUACAUACAAAUGUUCUAAAAAAAAGCGCUUAAGAAUAGAAAAUUAUAUUUAUUUUUUCUUAUUUAAAUCAACAUGUUGGGAAGACUUAUCAGUAUGCAACACAGAAGAGACAAACAGUAAUCAAGGCCUUUAUCUAUACAAUUAAUACAAGACAAUACACAGAUUACGGUGAGUCCAGUAUUCUGGUGUUUAAUUCCUAUUGAGGAGUAUACAUAGAUAUUUGAUAAUAUUGCACAUGUAGUGGUCAUGUUAUUGUAAAUUGUGGAUAAGUCAUGAUGUUGCACCUGCUGUGCUCAGUGUGAUCAUAAGUGCAUAUGGGUAUUUGACGAUAUUGCUCAUGCCGUGUAACCAUGAGUGCUCUUAUAAUUAUGUGAAGAUUAGUGUGUUUACACAGGCCAUAGUCAUUUAAGUAGUAAUGUCAAUAUAUGUUUCAAUAAGAAAUGCAAAUACAAGAAAUAUAUUUGAUUAUAUGUAAAAAAAUAAAUAAAAAAACAUUGUCAGAUAUUACAUAUAUAAAUUAUUGCCACUUUCAUAAACGUGGCUCUGCAUGUACUAAAAACAUAUUUUAUGCAUCUGAUCAUAUAUGGAAGUGUCAAUAAUUAUAAUAAUAAUAAUAUAUUAAAUAUAUUCUGACAUAUAUUAGAUGUUACUUGUUUUCGUCUCAAAUUUUGAGAUAUUUCUCUAAGGAAUGUCUUCUGACACCUCUAUAAAUGCUAAAAUUGCAUCCAUUAAAUCAUAAAAUUACUUUCUUUAUAUUCAGGACCUGCCAUGUAUACUAUUUAGUACAAGAUAUAAAAAGACAUUCAGAACAUUACAAGACACAGAUAUGAAAAAAACAUCAAUUAAAUACAUUUUCUAUAUCAUGUAUUCAGUAAUCUUGUUGAGAGUUGGGAAUGGGUAGGCCACUUCCUCUUGUGGCUACAAGAACAGAUACAUUACAUGUUCCUGCAUUGCCUUUCUUUGCUUUCAAGGGCAGCCAUUCUUUUGGAAAACUUUAAAUGGAGGGAAUGUCUGGACUGGCAUUGCAUUUGUCAGCAAGUCAGCCUUAUAAUGCUUUGUAAAUGUUGCAAAGUACAGUCUUGAAGCACUUUAACUGAGAUUCCUUUUGAAAUACUAUGGGAUUUAAACGUUUCCAGGUCCAGUUUGGUAUUUUCCAUGUGUUAUAAUGAUAGGUAUUUCCGAGAACAACCUUGGGUGUCCUUGAAAUUAAACUCAGAUACUUUGAACUAAUCUUGCAUAUCCCUCCAUGUGGUUUCAAUCAUUGUUUGAGGCUUAUGCUACUUCCUGUCUUGUUUCCUUCUGCCUUUUCAUUAAUGCAAAAUGCUAACUGCAUUGGGCGUGACUUAACUGUGGAUACUCCAGUAUUUGUAAUAGUCCAUUUUAAAUGUGCUCAUUUGUACGUGUUUUUUUUAUUAAAUACAUUUGGAUUUGUUUCCCAGUCCUACCAGAAAGGGGAGGCCAUUGCCAGUGCCAAAUAUGUGAUAUGUAUUUAAUUUCUCUUAGUCUUAUCUCAAUAUAUAUCAGGGGUAUAUUGACAUUUUUCAAAUACUUUUUCAUUUCUUCACAGGGCUUUUUCCUAUGUGAUUGCACUGCUGUACCUAUAUGGUUAGCAUGUCGUUGUACCUACUGUUGUUUGAUUUUUUCUGCUUGAUUGGGUUUUACAGUUCACCAACAUUCCAAAAGUGAAAGAGAAACGUUUUCAGGGAUGUCCAAACAUAAUUUUUCAAGAUCCGGAAUUAUAGCAAUUCACACUAAAUAUAACAUUUAAUUGAAAAAACUUUGAUGACUAACACUAAGGACUUUUCCAGACAUGUAGAAUGUUUUAUUUCUCUUUGAUAUUGCAAAUAAGUCUGAUUGAUGUCUCAUUCUGUUAUAAUUUGUAAAUGUUCUUUAUGUUGAUGCUGUACAGGGUGUGUGUAUGAAUAUUUUGUGCUCAAACGGACAAUGAACAAAGCAACUUAAUAAAAAAUUUCACAAAUUGAA
Messenger RNA from Anguilla anguilla (European eel), 6853 nucleotides. RefSeq names its product cGMP-dependent 3',5'-cyclic phosphodiesterase-like. The coding region runs from base 494 to 3337 and encodes 947 amino acids. The record is from RefSeq and is a predicted model, not a curated record. Gene Ontology annotation, biological process: regulation of mitochondrion organization; positive regulation of gene expression; cGMP catabolic process. Lineage: Eukaryota; Metazoa; Chordata; Actinopteri; Anguilliformes; Anguillidae. The transcript is spliced from 31 exons. Gene Ontology annotation, cellular component: cytosol; perinuclear region of cytoplasm; mitochondrial matrix. Gene Ontology annotation, molecular function: 3',5'-cyclic-AMP phosphodiesterase activity; protein homodimerization activity; 3',5'-cyclic-GMP phosphodiesterase activity.